GAGGAGAAGUUCUCCAGGCGCCCCGCUCCGCUCUGCUUCAGUUCCCUUCAUCGCCGAUAGGGGCGGCCGCGGCCUCCGCAGCGGCAACAGCCGGGAAGCUGAGCGGCCCGCGUUUCCAGCCGGGCCAUUUUCUCCGCCGGGCCCCAGCAUGGCUGCCCCCAGGGCUGCGGGCCGUGCAGCUGCAGCACUCUGGCUUUCCUGACAUCCCCUGGCUUCUGUGCUUUCCUUGCCUUCCCCGGGCCACCCCAGCAGACAUGUUUGCCAAGGCCUUUCGGGUCAAGUCCAACACGGCCAUCAAGGGGUCGGACAGGAGAAAGCUUCGGGCUGAUGUGGCAGCUGCUUUCCCCACCCUUGGAACUGAUCAGGUCUCUGAGUUAGUACCUGGAAAGGAGGAACUCAACAUUCUGAAGUUGUAUGCUCACAGAGGGGAUGCAGUGACUGUGUACGUGAGUGGUGGUAACCCCAUCCUAUUUGAACUGGAGAAAAAUCUGUAUCCGACAGUGUACGCGCUGUGGUCUUAUCCUGAUCUUCUACCAACCUUCACAACAUGGCCUCUGGUACUUGAAAAACUGGUCGGAGGAGCAGAUUUGAUGCUGCCGGGACUAGUUGUGCCCCCUGCUGGUCUGCCGCAGGUACAGAAAGGGGACCUCUGUGCCAUUGCCUUGGUGGGGAACAGAGCCCCUGUAGCAAUUGGAGUUGCUGCCAUGUCCACAGCUGAGAUGCUGACUUCAGGCCUGAAGGGAAGGGGCUUCUCAGUGCUCCACACUUACCAGGACCAUCUGUGGCGAUCUGGAGACAAGUCCUCUCCACCUUCCAUUGCUCCACUGGCCCUGGAUCCUGCAGACCUCAGUGAAGAGAAGGAGUCUGUCCAGGUGAACCCUGCCUUGCAGGGAGACAUGGGGCGCCUGACCCUGGAGGGAGAGGAGGAGGAGAAUGGGGAGCUUCACCAGGCGAGUGGGGAGAAGGCCCUCUCAGAAGCCUCAGAAGAUACCAGCACUGGGGGCCCGAACCAAGACUCCACAGACAGCAAAACCCUUCAAGAGCAAAUGGAUGAAUUAUUACAGCGAUGUUUCUUGCAUGCUUUGAAGUGCCGAGUCAAAAAAGCUGACCUCCCUUUACUCACCAGCACUUUCCUUGGCAGCCACAUGUUCUCCUGCUGCCCUGAAGGACGACAGCUGGACAUAAAGAAGUCAAGCUACAGAAAGCUCUCUAAGUUCCUGCAGCAAAUGCAGCAGGAGCAGAUUAUACAGGUGAAGGAGCUGAGCAAAGGGGUGGAGAGCAUUGUGGCUGUGGACUGGAAACACCCGAGGAUCACCUCUUUCGUCAUGCCCGAGCCCUCCCCGACCUCCCAGACUAUCCAGGAGGGUAGCAGGGAACAGCCCUAUCACCCUCCAGAUAUAAAAUCCCUCUACUGUGUCCCAGCCAGCAUGACCCUGCUCUUCCAGGAGUCUGGCCACAAGAAGGGCAGCGUGCUGGAGGGCAGCGAGGUCCGAACCGUCGUCAUUAACUACGCCAAGAAGAAUGACCUGGUGGAUGCAGACAACAAAAAUCUUGUAAAGUUGGAUCCCAUCCUAUGUGACUGCCUCUUAGAGAAAAAUGAACAGCACACAGUCAUGAAGCUUCCAUGGGACAGUCUCCUGAGCAGAUGUUUGGAAAAAUUACAGCCUGCCUAUCAAGUGACCUUUCCCGGACAAGAGCCCAUUGUGAAGAAAGGGAAAAUCUGUCCAAUUGACAUCACCUUAGCACAGAGAGCUUCUAAUAAAAAGGUGACCGUGGUCCGGAACUUGGAGACCUAUGGUCUGGACCCAUGCUCAGUGGCUGCCAUCCUCCAGCAGCGAUGCCAGGCCAGCACCACCGUCACUCCUGCCUCCGGGGCCAAGGACAGCCUGCAGGUGCAGAUCCAGGGAAACCAGAUCCACCACCUCAGCUGGCUGUUGCUCGUUGUUGAGCACCCAAUCUCUGCCGGAUACUUUGCUGGGCUUGUCGCAGGCAUCGCUACUAAUCGUAAUGAUGUUGCAGAACUGUGAGCUAUUUUGCAGAUGAGGAAACUGAGGUUCCAGAGAGGUUUGGUGCCCUGCCCUGAGAUCAGCUGACUCUUGAGUGCUUCAGCUCGGCUUGGAAUCUUUUUAGACUCCAGAGCCCAAGGUCUUUCUGCUAACUCUGGGCCACCUAGCUUCCAGUUUGUCCUUAGUGCAAAUCAGCUUCCACAUCUCUGUCUGAUCAGCUUUCUUAGACAAAUGUGAUCAUAUCACUCCCCUCUAAAACACUUUUCUUUUCUUUUUUAAAAAAUUUAAAAAGUUUUUUUAAAGGACACAGUGACUGGAAUCUAAUAAACUUUGUAUACCUCUUCUGUGCUUUCAGAAUAAACUCCUAAGCUAGUAAACGAGACCCUCCCAGCCUGAGCGCAUUUUUCCUGCCGUCUGUCUGGCAGCUCGGCACCCCCAUGCCAGGCAUCGCUGUAUGCUUGCUGUCCCCAAAUACACAUGCUAUUUCCUCACUUGUACACUUUCACCUGGGCUGUCCUCUCGCCUAAUGUACCUUCCCGCAACCUGAAUCUGCCUCACCCGCAAAAGCUCACGGGCCCAGCUCCAGGGUCGUGGGGAGCCUGUCCCAGAGCAUGGCCUAUUUCCCUAAAUUAGCGUUUAAAAAAUUGCUAACGUAGCACUUUCCCAUCGUGUGUAUAUUUCUGGCUAGUAUCUGCAGCUCGGCUAAUUUUUUUCUAUCUGAACCCCCUGCCAGACUGAGCUUCUCGAGGCAGAAACCUCCCCUGUUCAUCCUCAGGGCCUGGCACACAGUAAAUGCCCAAUAAGCAAAUUCACGUCACGGCCUAUGGCAGUACCCAGCAGCUAACUUCUAGAGUGGGGUUCCUUUAUGUGAAGAACCCCAUGUGAGGUGCUGAGAAGAAAUAUAGAGGAAAAUAGAUGAAUGCACGAUUCAACACAGACACAUAUAUUCUCUCUCAUGAGAAAAUUAUAAAUGCCCGAAGCACACCUAGAAAGCAGCUAAUCAGUGCGAAGAUUACUGAAACAAACACUUGAGCCUUGAGGUACAGGGACAGAUGGUCCAUCCAGAAGGCCUCCCUGGGAAGCUGGGUCUGAGCUGGGUGUGGAAGAGCAGAUCACAUGACGGGAGUUCUUGAUGGCAGGAAUGAGCCCUGUGUGGGGCUGAGGGGGCCGGGGGUCAGCUGUGGCCAUGGGGUCGGGGCCCAGGAGUGACACGGUGAGCCGAAGGGGAAGCGUGGGGGGCCAGCGGGG
Microcebus murinus (gray mouse lemur) is the source of this 3254-nucleotide messenger RNA. The record is from RefSeq and is a predicted model, not a curated record. NCBI's taxonomy places the organism in Eukaryota, Metazoa, Chordata, Mammalia, Primates, Cheirogaleidae.